GCCAAAAUGACCGACUCAAAGAUCGUAUUCAUCACGGGUGCCAACACCGGCAUCGGGUAUGAAACCGUCAAAGCAUUAUUGAAAUCCGUUAGAAGAUACGUGAUCCUUCUUGGUACUCGCUCUUUAGUCAAGGGGGAGGCUGCAAUCGAGUCCUUGAGGACAGAAGUCCCGGACAGCUCCAGCACCGUUCACUCGAUUGUGAUUGACGUUGUGAGCGAUGAAUCAAUCGAAGCAGCUUUCAAGGAAGUCGAAGUAAGGUGGGGACGGGUUGAUUCUCUCAUUAACAAUGCCGGGGCCGAGUUCAGCUGGGAGUUCAAGGCCGGCAAACUCACUCGACGAGAACUCCUGAACAAGACUUUCGACGUCAACGUCUCGGGCGCCUACAUCGUGACUGAGACAUUCAUGCCGUUGCUGUUGAGGUCGAGUGAUGCACGCAUAAUAUUCAUUUCUAGUGGACAAGCCAGUUUGACAGCGUUCAGUAACGGAAUGAUGCGUCUUCCUCCCCUGCCAGCCGCGGGCUGGCCCAAAGAGAUGGCGUUUGAUGCGACAGCCUAUCGCUCGGCCAAAGCUGCACUUAACAUGAUGAUGUUGAACAUUUCUCGCAUGCUGAGGAAUGAUAAGGUGAAGGUUUGGGGUGUAUCCCCAGGGUUCCUGAAGACAGGAUUGGGAAACAUGGACCCUGCACUCGUGGAGACGAUGGGGGCAAAGGAUCCUAGUAUUGGUGGGAUUUUCAUUAAGGAUGUAGUCGAGGGAUUGAAAGAUGCAGAUGUUGGGAAGGUUGUUCAUGCGGAAGGACAUGUUCAGGACUGGUAA
Messenger RNA from Aspergillus eucalypticola CBS 122712, 813 nucleotides. RefSeq names its product putative short chain dehydrogenase. The record is from RefSeq and is a predicted model, not a curated record. Bases 7 to 813 code for a protein of 268 amino acids. The transcript has 2 exons. NCBI's taxonomy places the organism in Eukaryota, Fungi, Ascomycota, Eurotiomycetes, Eurotiales, Aspergillaceae.